CAUCAUCUCUCUCUCUCUCUCUCUGGUCCUCAGAGCAAGACAUCAUCAUCAUCAACAGCAAGACGAGUAGCAAUAGUGGAGGUCAUCUCUAUCACCUCCUCCUGACCAGGUCUUCUUCUCCCCCAGACCCCAAGGAGGAGCAUGGAAGAAGUUUGGAAGGAUAUCAGUCUAAGCACCCUCCAGCAGGGCAUGGAAGCCAACCGUACCACCACCACCUCCUUCGGAGGCAUCAUCGUUCAAGACUUGCUGGGUCAGGCCUUCAAAGAACCAUCCCCCGCUUCAGCUCCCCUUGAUGACCUUUCUCUGCCUCCAUCCUCCAGCAACCUCGUAGGCUAUCCCAACCCCAACAAUCCUCAUACUGAUACUAAUGGUGGUGCUUCCCCUGCUGGCUUAUUUGCCUGUUGCACCAAGAAGAGAGCAUCAGAGCAGCAGAUGGAAGCGAGCUUUGGCUCUGGCAAUGGCAAUGCUGCGGAUCAACGGAAGAAGAGGCUGAUCAAAAACCGGGAGGCAGCGGCUCGGUCUCGAGCAAGAAAGCAGGCUUAUACACAAGAGCUAGAAGAGGAGGUUGCUCAUUUGCUGGAUGAGAACAGAAAGCUCCAGUACGAGAUGAGCUUGGCAGUGGAAGCUCCGCAACCUACCAAGCGCACGCUACAACGGGCCUCAACAGCUCCAUUUUGAGGGGGGAAAAGGAGUGAAGUAGUGGAGACUUUCUUUAAGACCAUCCCACCUUUUGCUUCUGUGUGUGUGUGUGUGUCUGCGCAAAGUGAUCUUGUUUUUGUGCCAAUAUGGAAAGCCCCCAACAAACCAGGAUGGUUGGAAUGUCUACAUGUCUUCCACCACCCCAUGUACCAUUACGUAUAGCUCUUAAUGAACUAUACAUAGUUCCUUCCACAUGGGUUGUGUUGCCUUAACUCGCUUGAUCUAAUGCGAUAUAUAAUAGCAGCGGCUGCAUAGA
Messenger RNA from Elaeis guineensis (African oil palm), 955 nucleotides. Its product is annotated as bZIP transcription factor 27. Gene Ontology annotation, cellular component: nucleus. The record is from RefSeq and is a predicted model, not a curated record. Gene Ontology annotation, biological process: positive regulation of DNA-templated transcription. Gene Ontology annotation, molecular function: DNA-binding transcription factor activity. Lineage: Eukaryota; Viridiplantae; Streptophyta; Magnoliopsida; Arecales; Arecaceae.